AUGCAGCUUAAAUGAUUAAACGUUUGAUAAGCAAUAUUCAUUUGCUUACUUAACGUUUUAUUAAGCUUCGUCAUAACCUUGACAUGUAUUAUCAUUUAUAGAAGUAGAAUUUAUAAAAAAAUUAUAAAUACUUUUGUAUUGGAAGUAAGAAAGAGAUAAAGAAAUGGCUGCAAUCAUGAAGAUAUCGAAAUUUAAUAUUGUACCAGCUACAAAAAAACAUACUGCCACUUUAUUUUUCUUCCAUGGUUCUGGAGAUUGUGGACAACAUAUAAAGAACUUAAUUGAUAUGCUUAACAGGGAAGAAUUAAAGUUCCCUCAUAUAAAAAUUGUCUAUCCUACUGCACCUGCUCAACCUUAUACACCAAAUAAUGAAAUGAUAAGCAAUGUAUGGUUUAAUCGUAAAAGUGUAUCAAAUAAUGUUUCCGAGGAAGAACAUUCUAUCGAUUCAAUGUGUCAUAUGUUGGUGCAGUUGAUAGAUGCAGAACAAUCUAAUGGAGUCCCAUGUAAUAGAAUAAUUGUAGGUGGUUUUUCAAUGGGUGGAGCAUUAUCAUUAUAUUUAGCAUAUAGAUAUAAAUUAUCAUUAGGUGGUUGUGUUGCGAUGUCAUCAUUUCUUAAUAAAAAUUCAUUAAUAUAUAAGUAUUUAGAAAAUAAUAAAAUAGAAAAGACACCACCACUUCUGCAAUUUCAUGGUGAUUUGGAUACAAUAGUUCCAAUCGAAUGGGGAAAAGAAACUUGUAAUAAUCUUAAAAAGCUUGGUGUAAAUGCAACAUUUGUACCAUUAAAAAAUAUAGAUCAUGAAUUAAUUGUAACAGAAAUUCAAGAUUUUAAACAAUGGGUUAAUAAUGUUUUACCAGAAUAAUAAUUGUCAUAGAAAAUUAUUUAAAGAAAAUAUAUACUUUAUAUAUGUUU
Messenger RNA from Vespula vulgaris, 909 nucleotides. RefSeq names its product lysophospholipase-like protein 1. Gene Ontology annotation, molecular function: palmitoyl-(protein) hydrolase activity; carboxylic ester hydrolase activity. NCBI's taxonomy places the organism in Eukaryota, Metazoa, Arthropoda, Insecta, Hymenoptera, Vespidae. The transcript has 4 exons. Gene Ontology annotation, cellular component: cytoplasm. Bases 164 to 859 code for a protein of 231 amino acids. Gene Ontology annotation, biological process: protein depalmitoylation. The record is from RefSeq and is a predicted model, not a curated record.